AUGCUAGAAAAUAAGAGGUUAUCCGCUUCUCCAGGGAAAGGCAAGAGAAUGCUGGAAGAAGGGGAACCUAGCAAGGAGGAGGCUACCUCCAGGGAAAAAAGCAAGAGUGCCAUUGGGAUGAAAGCCCAUAAAGAUAAGAAUGACAUAGAGGAAACUGGAAAAGAGGGCAAUGAAAUGGAAACAAACGAGUCAGAGGGUGAGGACAGCUGGAAAGAUGAGGAUGUGGGUGCAAAGCAUGAAGAAGGUGAGAAUGAGUCCAACAAUGAUAGCCCAAUUCACAGUGCCAGCCCUGGCAACGACAACAACCAACCUAUGAUGGAUGACAAAAGGAAGGAAGAUGAUAGGGAUCAAAAGCAGUGGAAGAAGGAAAUGGAGGAGAAAGUUAAUAAAAUGGCUGCUUAG
Molecule: messenger RNA, 402 nt
Organism: Cryptomeria japonica (Japanese cedar)
Lineage: Eukaryota; Viridiplantae; Streptophyta; Pinopsida; Cupressales; Cupressaceae
Exons: 2
Coding region: 1-402 (133 amino acids)
Source: RefSeq, a predicted model, not a curated record